Molecule: messenger RNA, 228 nt
Organism: Guyanagaster necrorhizus
Lineage: Eukaryota; Fungi; Basidiomycota; Agaricomycetes; Agaricales; Physalacriaceae
Exons: 3
Coding region: 1-228 (75 amino acids)
Source: RefSeq, a predicted model, not a curated record
AUGACAACAGCUUACACGAGCAAGAAGGUUUGGGUAAUGGUCAAAGACAAUCUCGGGAAAAUGGGCAAGUGGUUCGAAAGAAGUGAAGAUGACUUUGUCAUGGGGAGGGAACCUUGCUUCGCCGACAUGGCCGUAAUCACUAACUGGAUCAGCACACGAUCAACACGUGAUGCGAUUGCCUGUAGUCUUCAGGCAGAUCUCCCCCAUCUUCCCUUUUUCGACCGCUAG